GCCGGCGCGUUCGCUCCGGAUAACUUGUUGCGAGCAGACGGAAGGUUUGCGUCUCCUGCCACAGUUACGCCUCCUUACAUGUUGAAUGCCCUCAACGGAACCAGAGCUUUGCGGCUCUUGUUAUCGCUUUGAGGAUGUUCAGUUGUGCUCUGAAAUGUUUCUCAGUUUGGUGCCAAUGAUGAUCGCUAGCUGAAGAUACUUCUUAACGGGUUUGCGCUAAUUUUUUCCACAUUUUCACCACUCAGAUCUGCAUCAGGUGGAUGGACUGAAGACAGAGGGAAGAAUGGACGACAUCAGCUUUGCGGCUCAAUGCCUGGUGCAGCUGGCAAACGGUCGCUACCAAUUCCCAGCGCCGCUGGAUUUAUCCCAUAAAGAACCGGAGCUGCAGGAAGAUCAGCAGAAAGACACUGGAACCAAGUCCAGCUAUAUGGUGAGCCGCAUCCUAACCGAUCUGAAGCAGAUCGAACAGGAACCAGUACCAGAAGUCCCGGAAAAUUUUCCGGAGCCGAAGAAACAGACCCGGAAAGUGUCGGUGAUGGCGGUGCACUUGAGCAGAAGCAAAAUGGAGAAGAAAAUGAACUCGCGCGACAAACUGUUCGGGACGAAGAAAAUGUCGGUGUCGCGCAAUACAUCGGGCAAGCGACAGAUGCGAAAAGUGCACAAGUGCUCCUACGAGGGUUGCAACAAAGUGUACGGCAAGAGCAGCCAUCUGAAGGCCCACCACAGGACGCAUACAGGAGAGAAGCCAUUCCCUUGCGAAUGGAGCGGCUGCAGGAAAAAGUUCGCACGAUCCGACGAGUUGGCGAGACACACGCGCACGCAUACCGGCGAGAAGAACUUCUCCUGCCCCGUUUGCAAUAAAAAGUUUAUGAGGAGCGACCAUUUGACCAAACACGCCCGAAGACACCCGGACUUCGACGCUUCUGUGCUGAGGCAGCGUCGGGCCCCAAACAGGACUUUCUCAAUCAAUUCCAGCGAUGGCACCCCAUCCGAAGUGCUGUCCGACGCCAUGCCGAGCCCUUAGAUGAAACGGCCAAAUAUUCACGUACAUGUUGUGUAAAUAGGAAAAUAUAUUGUAUACUGCUUCUGUUACGUC
Molecule: messenger RNA, 1096 nt
Organism: Dendroctonus ponderosae (mountain pine beetle)
Lineage: Eukaryota; Metazoa; Arthropoda; Insecta; Coleoptera; Curculionidae
Product: Krueppel-like factor 13
Exons: 4
Coding region: 284-1024 (246 amino acids)
Biological process (GO): regulation of transcription by RNA polymerase II
Molecular function (GO): DNA-binding transcription factor activity, RNA polymerase II-specific; RNA polymerase II cis-regulatory region sequence-specific DNA binding
Source: RefSeq, a predicted model, not a curated record